UUUGUCUCACACACUAAUUACACCUAUAAUUCACUACACAUUGUCCCUGCAAACUCAAAUAAUACCUUUAAGUCAUGCAAUCCACUAACGUCACAGAAUUAUAUUAUAAUCCUGCUCAAUAUAAUUACACACCAACGUUUCAUGAUCAAUCCAUUAAUAGAAUCCCUAGUCCCUUAUAUCACCUUCAAAUUGGUCCUCCAAUUCAACAACUCAAUUCACAAUCAACUUAUUUCAACACUAACAAUUCAACGUGUGAUGAAAUUGAUGAGCUAAUAAAUGAAAGGAAAAAAAGAAGAAUGAUAUCUAAUCGAGAGUCCGCAAGGCGAUCGCGCAUGCGCAAGCAAAAGCACUUGAACGAACUAUGGGCACAGGUAAAUUGCCUGCGGAACGAGAAUCACCUACUCCUGAACAAACUUAAUCACGUCUCAAAAAUCCAUGACCAAGUACUUGAAGAAAAUGCUCAACUCAAAGAAGAAACUGCUGGACUUCGUCAAAUAGUUACUAACAUGCACCUCAUGGAUGGUCCUAAUUAUCCUUUGAAAGAAAUUCAACUUGAUGAUGAUGAACCUUGUAGUGGUUCAUCUCAAAAUGAAUAGAAUAAACGUAAAUGUGCAUGUGCUUUAACUUAACUAGCCUUAUCUGAUAUUCACGUUCUUCAGCUUUAGGUAUGCACAAAUAGAUACUUAAAGUUAUACAUAGAACGAGUAAACACAUACAUUCUAAAUGAAAAUUAACGUCCUAUAUGGCAUCCUACUGUUUUAUGUCAGGUAGAACGCAUCUGUCUACUUGUUCAACUAUAUAUAAGUUUAAGUGUCUACUUAUACAUACCCAAAGUUGAAGAAUAUAAAUAUCAACUGAGGUCAAAUUAAAAGUCAUAUUUAUAUAUGUAUUACGACAAUUUUAUAAAGUCCCCUAUAUAUUAUGCUUGCUGGCCGUGGUUUUCUUUCUGUUUUUGCUUUCUUUAUAUUUGGAUGAUGUAAAUAAUUUGAGUUUUCCUCCUCUUAUUGGUUAAUCUGUUUACUGGUUGUGGUCUAGGCUAUGAUUAUUAUAUAUUUGCUCUUUAUGCUUUAUGUAUG
Solanum lycopersicum (tomato) is the source of this 1076-nucleotide messenger RNA. The record is from RefSeq and is a predicted model, not a curated record. NCBI's taxonomy places the organism in Eukaryota, Viridiplantae, Streptophyta, Magnoliopsida, Solanales, Solanaceae.